UGCAUGAUGGGAAGCGCAGUUCUACGGCCACACCAGGUGACUGAACUCACGCUGUAAGUUCGGGUCGGUUCCAGACCUCGCGCCAGCCUCCGCAUUCAACGAUGACAGGCUUGCCGCGCUGCAGUAGCGCUUAGGCGUGCGCGACAGGCAUUCGGAUCAACUAAGAACAGAAACGGAAGCCCUAAAAUUUCUCACCGGUUUACGCUCUUCCCAAGGCUCGGGCAGCUGGCGGAUGGGCCUCUUGCGUCCCUCUUCUCCCCACUCUGAAAACUAAGCUUACUGUUGGCAGGUCCCUGGGCAAACAGUGUGUGAGAUGGGACGGACGUCGAAGGACAAGCGGGACGUCUACUACCGCCUGGCCAAGGAGAAUGGCUGGCGUGCCCGCAGUGCCUUCAAGCUGCUACAACUCAAUGAGGAAUUCCAACUCUUCCAAGGCGUGACACGGGCAGUCGACCUGUGUGCAGCCCCGGGCAGUUGGAGCCAAGUGCUGAGCCAGAAGAUUGGGAGCCAGGGGUCUGGCCAUGUGGUGGCUGUGGACCUUCAGGCUAUGGCUCCACUACCAGGUGUGUUACAGAUCCAGGGGGACAUCACCCAGCUGUCCACUGCCAAGGAGAUCAUCCGGCACUUUGAGGGCUGCCCCGCGGAUCUAGUGGUGUGCGACGGGGCUCCCGAUGUAACUGGCCUCCAUGAUGUUGAUGAGUAUAUGCAGGCCCAGCUCCUUCUAGCCGCUUUGAACAUUGCUACACAUGUCUUGAAGCCAGGGGGCUGCUUUGUAGCCAAGAUCUUCCGAGGUCGGGAUGUGACGCUGAUCUACAGCCAGCUGCGUGUCUUCUUCUCCAGUGUGCUCUGUGCCAAGCCUAGGAGCAGCCGGAACUCCAGCAUCGAGGCCUUUGCUGUCUGUCAGGGUUAUGACCCCCCUGAGGGCUUCCUUCCGGACCUGACCAAACCCCUACUGGACCAUUCAUACGAUCCAGAUUUCAACCAAUUAGAUGGUCCAACCCGCAUCAUUGUGCCAUUUGUGACCUGUGGGGACCUGAGCUCCUAUGAUUCAGACCGCAGUUACCCACUGGACCUGGAGGACGGCUCAGAGUACAAAUACACCCCGCCCACGCAGCCCCCCAUCUCACCACCAUACCAGGAGGCCUGCACAUUGAAGAAGAAGGGGCGGCUGGCCAAGGAGAUCCGCCCCCAGGAGUGCCCCAUCAGCACAAUGGACACAUUGCCCCCGCCCCUGGCUGCUUCACAGUGCCACACGCUGCUGGCCUCUGAGGUAGAAGACAGUGAAAUGAAUUGUUCACCUUAACACAUUAAGGUGGCAGUUUAGGACAACUCGGAAGCUGUUUGCUGUCAGGAGAGCUGGAACUUGGAUUGAUGAACCUGUUUUUCAAAUGUGAUCUCAUUGAUGGGUCCUGCACACAAGCUCCAAGAAGGAACCUGCAACGAUCACCAUGAAUAAAACCACGAAAGAAACAUUGAAGAAUGUUCAUUUCCACUGAAGGAGGGGUUCUUGAGUGAGAUCUUGCCUCUUCUCUAAAUCUUUCAAGUGCUGUCCUAUGUGCAGAAUUGACCCCAAAAUCUGGGGUUCUUAACCUGGACAGAAGUCAGGGGUAUCCAUGAACUCAAUGGAAGAAAAGAUUAUAUCUUUAUUUUCACUAAUGUAACUGAAAUUUAGCUUUAUUCCCAAAUACAAAUUUUAGCAGUAAAUUGUGAUGGUAAAACCAGUGCCUGUGACUUUUCUGCCAGUACAAAUCCAUUCAUUUUUAUGGUAUGGUUGUUGCAGGCACCUUGAAAUAUUGUUCACAUUUGUCAAUACUUGAAAUCAUGGAAGAUCUUA
Messenger RNA from Pteronotus mesoamericanus, 1834 nucleotides. RefSeq names its product FtsJ RNA 2'-O-methyltransferase 1 (gene FTSJ1). NCBI's taxonomy places the organism in Eukaryota, Metazoa, Chordata, Mammalia, Chiroptera, Mormoopidae. Gene Ontology annotation, cellular component: cytoplasm. Gene Ontology annotation, biological process: tRNA methylation; cytoplasmic translation. The transcript is spliced from 13 exons. The record is from RefSeq and is a predicted model, not a curated record. Bases 314 to 1303 code for a protein of 329 amino acids. Gene Ontology annotation, molecular function: tRNA methyltransferase activity.